Pseudozyma flocculosa PF-1 is the source of this 621-nucleotide messenger RNA. RefSeq lists its product as uncharacterized. Gene Ontology annotation, biological process: superoxide metabolic process. Gene Ontology annotation, cellular component: mitochondrion. Lineage: Eukaryota; Fungi; Basidiomycota; Ustilaginomycetes; Ustilaginales; Ustilaginaceae. The transcript is spliced from 4 exons. The coding region runs from base 1 to 621 and encodes 206 amino acids. Gene Ontology annotation, molecular function: superoxide dismutase activity; metal ion binding. The record is from RefSeq and is a predicted model, not a curated record.
AUGUCCGAGCACACCCUGCCCCAGCUCCCCUACGGCUACGAGGCCCUCGAGCCCGCCAUCUCGACCGAGAUCAUGACCAUCCACCACACAAAGCACCACCAGCUCUACGUCACCAACCUCAACAACGCCAUCAAGGCCUACAACUCGGCCAUCUCGUCCAACGACGUCCGCAAGCAGAUUGAGCUCCAGAGCGCCAUCAAGUUCAACGGCGGUGGCCACAUCAACCACUCGCUCUUCUGGAAGAACCUCGCCCCCACCAGCGCCGGCGGCGGACAGCUCCAGGAUGGACCGCUCAAGCAGGCCAUUGAGCGCGACUUUGGCUCGCUCGACAACCUCAAGACGAGCUUCAACGCCACCAUUGCCACCAUCCAGGGCUCGGGCUGGGGCUGGCUCGGAUUCAACCCCAAGAACAGCAAGCUCGAGGUCGUCACCACCAAGGACCAGGACCCCCUGAUCUCGCACCACCCCAUCAUCGGCGUCGACGCCUGGGAGCACGCCUUCUACCUUCAGUACAAGAACGUCAAGGCCGACUACUUCAAGAACAUCUGGUCGGUCAUCAACUUCAAGGAGGCCGAGGAGCGCUUCAAGGCCGCCCAGACCGACGCCAAGGCCCGCGUCUAA